Molecule: messenger RNA, 1827 nt
Organism: Capsicum annuum
Lineage: Eukaryota; Viridiplantae; Streptophyta; Magnoliopsida; Solanales; Solanaceae
Product: RING-H2 finger protein ATL54
Exons: 2
Coding region: 380-1561 (393 amino acids)
Biological process (GO): protein ubiquitination
Molecular function (GO): transferase activity
Source: RefSeq, a predicted model, not a curated record
AUUGACUUAAACAAAUCCUCCAAAAAAACGAAAUUGCUGCUAAAUUUCCUCUCAAUUCCUUCAUCCUCACCGCAAAAAAAUCAAGUGAAAAUCUUAGCAAAUAUUAGUGGAAAAGAUUCACAUGUAAGGUGUAAUAGAGUGGCAAAAAGAAUCCAAGAAAAUGGUUCCAAUUUUCUUGUUUUUCCAUUAAGAUACUCUAUUCAUCUCCUAUAAAAAUCCAAGAAAAAAAGGUACUGCGAUUUUUCUUAGUUUCUUCAAAGUUUUAAUGUACUUUAUAAUCCAAGAAAAGGGUCAUAAGAUUCUUGGUUUUUUUGUUUUUUUUAAGGUAUAGUACAAUCCAAGAAAAGGGACAUCAUAUUAUUAAUCUCUUGUUUGUUUGAUGGCUUUUUUGAUUCGGAAGAUGCUAGAAAAACCUCAAUUUUAUUCAGAAAAAAGUGUUAGAUGUUUGAGUUGUACACUAGAUGAUUGUCAUGAUGAGUGUGGUGAAUAUGUUGUUCCUAGUGAUGGUCCAUUUUAUCCUCCUCCUCCUCCACCCUCUAUAAUUCAUGUCACAAGUGAAAAAUAUCACAUGCCUUUUUAUCUUAUAUUAAUGCUAUGUGUACUAGGGGCUGUAUUUUUGUUCAUAUGUUACAUGAUUAUACUUAAGAGGAACAGGUCCAAUUCAAGAAUUAGGAGAAGUGUUUCACAAUUGGAUGAAAAUAGAGAGGAUGAUUUUGUUAUUGAUGAGAAUCAUGGACCAGUUUUGGAUCAUCCAAUUUGGUAUAUACGUACUGUUGGACUUGGGCAAGAUGUGAUCGAUUCGAUUUCAGUGUUUAAGUAUAAGAAAGAUGAGAUGUUGAUUGAAGGGACAGAUUGUUCUGUUUGUUUGACUGAAUUUGAGGAAGAUGAGAGUUUAAGGUUGUUGCCUAAAUGUAGUCAUGCUUUUCAUGUACCUUGUAUUGAUACUUGGUUAAGGUCACACAAGAAUUGCCCGUUGUGUCGCGCUCCUAUAGUGUCCGAUAUGAAUAAUGUUCCUCGAAUGGACCAUGUUGUGGAAGUUGUAUCGAACACUAAUGCAAGUGAUGAGUCUGGUUCAAAUGAUGUUGAUCAUCAGUUGGAGAAUACUGAAUUGAGUGAAGAGGGGAAUCAAGAAACGAGGGGUGGAGUUGAAGAUCUUGAUGAAGAGGAGGGGAGAUCCACGAUGGACCUAUCGAUGAAAACUCCACGUGUUGUUGAUGGUAGGAGGAAAGGGGUUCGUGUUUUUAGUGAUUUGGCUGAUCAGCAUCGAGUGAAAGUGAACAACAAUGAACUACAACCAGCACGAAGAUCGGUCUCAAUGGAUUCGUCUGUUGCUCAAGUGAUUCAUCUCGCGGUGAGUGAGAUGAAUUCGGGGAGAAUUGAAGGGUGUUCGAGUUCAAAAAGAGGAGAUAGAAAUUCAAGUUUGUGUAAAGCAAUGAAGAGUUCUUCCUUUGGACGUUCAUUGCAAAAAGUGCCUAUUAGUAUGAAGAGCUCUUUUUCUACUAGUGGAAAGUGUUCAUUGCCCACAACUAGCAAGAGUCAAGAUCUAAGACAAACAAUCUAAGAAAAUUUCAAUUUGGUUUUUUUUUGGGGGGGUGGGGGUUGAGGGGUGGGGGGAUAGAUGUGGUGUCCAGAUCAACUUUCAUGCACUUUGACUAAAUUCAUGGGAUACCUAUCAUAUCCCAACAGCAACAGAUAUCAGUUUUGCUUCUUGAAUUCUUCAAGUGGGGUUCAAGAUUUUCCUCUAUAUAUUUGAAUCAUAUAUGAAAAUGUAAGUGUAAAAGUAAUGUUUCACAUCAAGGACUUGGAAACAUAUGAAUUGAGCUAUAA